ACAAAUGCUGCCUAAAGCUCUGGUCCUCUUUUGUAUUUAAGCAAAUGAAAGUUCUACACUUGGAAUCUGUUGAUCUGAUGCUUUCAACCUAUUUGACUACGACCAUUAGAAAUAUAUUGUAAAGAAGUGAAAAGGGAAGUUGAAUAAGAAGUAGAAUCAGUUCAAGUGGAUUACAGUCAUGCUUUAAAAAUGUAUGCAUUUUCCCAAUGCUGCAUUUUGUUUUGUCACUUUCUAAAUGAACUAGUUUCAGCACCUGCACUGGAACGUUCGCCUACUCUUGAGUGACCCACAGGGGUUCGGGGAUUAGACAAGGUAAACAAUGGCUCUUACCCAUCUGGUCACCUGAUAACCAUCUGGUUAUCUUGGUUUUUCAGACACUACCACAAUGUUUGUGUUUAAAGGUUUUUGUAUUAGCUUAAUCUAUUGAAAAAUACUAAAACUAAAAACUUUAAUCAGUAAAAAGUCUUCCUUAAUUUUGCAAAUAUCAUUUCAUUAUUAAUUUUUUGAUGAGAAAAUCAUUAUGGUAAUACAUAGUUAUUUAGGAGGAAAAUGACAAGAUUUAUAAUUCUAGGCUUUCUUCCCUACUUGUGACUUUAAAGGAAAGACUUAAAUUUACCUAAUCUAGUUCUACAGAUGGGAUAUGAUGAGGGCCAGGAAUUACUGCUCAGCUAUAAUAGAAGCAAAGGGUCCCUUCUAAUAAGCAAUUCUCAAAAAAUAUUGACCAAGUGGAAAAAAUAUAAUCAUUCAUGAACUGCCCUUCAGGAUUAUUCAACACCUAUCAGAUCAGAAAGAGCUCAGGCAAUAUAAUUACCUGUAUUAAUUUUGUCAGGGUCUGGGGACUACUUACUGGCUAAUAAGUUAACCUGUUACUGUUCCAUGGAUGCUGACAGAAGGCACACAAGACUCUUUUGUCAGAGACAAAGAAUUUUAUUAUGCACAGCAGAGUAGGCAAUAUGAUCUUCAUGUCUGUGUCAGUCCCACAGGGACAGUGUGGAGGAGCCUACAUGCAGGUAGUGGCUUGUGUCACAGUGAAAAUCAGUGAGCUUGGGGAACCUACCGCUUUUAUAAUAAGCCUGCUCUUUUUCCUGGAGGGAGACGUUACCUUAUCGCUCAAGACUGCUCUCUGCAAACACAACCCUGAGAAAUGGUUGUGAGGUAAAGUGUGAUCAGAGCCUUGCAUCCUUGGCAUCCUCAGCAAGAUGGGUAGGAGCGGGAGAGAGACACAGAGGAGUGCCUCCCAACAAGCUUAACCUAGAAUGUCUCAGCUCUGUAGCCUUUUCCUGCUUGAAAUUUGCUUUAAGUUUGUACACAUGUACUAGGGUGGGGAGUUCUUAUAGCCAACUGUCUACUAAAAAUAUCAUUCUCCUUUAUCACAGGAUGAAAUUGGAAAAGUCAAGAGAGAUGUUAUAGUUGAAUAUUGUCAGAAGUAAGUAUAGUACAUGUGAAUAACACAUGCUGAUUUCUCUGAUUCUGAAUGUAAUAACUAGCAGUUUUAUUGGGUAAAAUCAAGUUAAACUGUCCUUUGACAUGCAUAAAAGCAUCGGAAGUGAAGGAUAGGGGUCGUUAUGAAGGGGUUCAUGCCUCUGCCUUCAGGCCAUAGCCACCUGACCCCAAUGGAAAUUUCUUCUUGAUAGAAGUACUCUUUCUCUUUGAAAAGUCCUCCAGGGAUGUGGAUCCUGGAGCUUCAGUGAGAGGUGGAAGAAUUUGGAUUCUCCGUCUGGACAUCCUGUCUUCUGACUUUCAGGUUUAACCACCGCAUGUCUCACUAUGCUCUUCGGGGUCAGAUCAUGGCAUACUGCAAUAGCCUGAGAAAUCUUCUGGAAGAUUUUCCUACCAUCAGGGACACCUUUUUCAUGGUAGGGCAACCACAAGAGAAGAAGGGGUUGAGAGACUCCAAGGAGGGCCUCAAGGCUGACCCCAGAUUUCAGCCCCGGCCACGAUGUUUGCUGUCAGCGAAUGGAAAAGUCUUCCUCAAUUUAUGGUUCAUACCCCAUUCUUCUGAAGUGCUGAUUAUGUUCAAAACUCUGCCAGAAAAGGCAGCUUUUAAAGCCUUAAAGCGAACUCUACAGCUGAUAGCUCCUCUGCAUGAUAUCGUGGCCUACCUUGUCAGUUUUGCUAAGCUUGGCAAUUGUGCAGCAUGUUUUGAAUUUCCUCUAAGUCCCAACCCUUUGAGAGGAGACUGGGGAGGAACUGAGGGCAUUGGGUCUGAGCUUCAAGAGCUGCAGAACAUGAUUGACAGCCUCCAGAGCCCCCAAGACCCUACCCGGGUGGCCCAGGCACUUCUCCUCCGGAGGGAGGUUAUGUUGUUGCAGUUUGACGCUGCAGUGAGGCAUCUCAUCCGAAGAACGUUUUUGGCAGCUGGAAAUGUUCCUGCCUACCAGUCUGUCACUGACGGCAUGUGCCAUGGGCUACCAGCACUGAGCAACUGUCUCAGGAAGAGCAUUUUUGCCUCGCAGCUCAGCCUGCCCCAGCCACUGGAUCCACGGAGCCUCCAGGCAUUUGAGCUGUUUCCUUGGAGAGCAUUUCUGGAAGAUGGAGGACUAUUCCCAGCUAUGAGUAGCAGCCCAGAUACCCUAGAAUAUAAUAUGCAGCCAGAUUGGUCCAAAGUGCCAGGAUUCAGAAGUCAGUUCCGAAACAGCCCAAAAGCCUCCAAGUUGCUGGAGGGCCCGUGCGAUGCGGUGAUGUCCCUUGCUUUGCUGAGAUCAUUUCUGAUACUGUGGAAGCAGCUGGAAGUGCUAAAGGAGCACUGGGGCCGACUCAAGCUGCAAGGCCAGGAUAUCAACUCUGUCUCUCUCCACAAACAGUUUUCAGAGCUCUACGAAACUGACAUUCUCUACCCCAGCAUGAAAGCUAUAGCUAGGCAGAUGGGGAAAGAAGAUGAAUUUGAAGGAUUUAUAGUAAAUAAUCAGUCUGUUCUUCCCCCCAGUGGAGCCUCAGAAAUUGAAAUAAAAACUCACCAGCUUCAAAAACUUCUGGAAAAUUUUGAAAUUCAUAUGAUCCAAGAGGUACUAAGAAAAGUUAACAGAGAGAUGACACUGCUUUUAUCAGAAAAGUCCAAGAAGGAGUGUUCUCUCCCUACAGAUCUCUGGAAACACCAAGUCAUGAAAGAAAACUUUUCAGUCUCAAGACCACAAAUAGCUGAAAAAUUUAGACAGAGAUUAAUGCAGAAUUAUCAGGAUCAUGGAGUAGAGAUCACUUUCAGGAAAGAUCACCUUGAGGCCUGCCUCCUUUCCCUGGGUUGUGACGUGAUGGCAAGAGAACGCAGCAACUUUGAGACCUACUCCACGUGCUAUGAGCAUGUGUUGCAUCACGCUAGGCAGAGGCUCAGCCAGAAAGAGCAAGAAUUAGAUGCUGCACGAAGAGGCCAGGGUCCGCCUGAAGACAGUGCUGGCCAGGUUGCAGAACUCAGUCAUGAUAUGAUCAUGGAAAUCACCGCUCUGAGAGCCCAACUCACAGACUUGGAAGAGGUGAAUCUGAAUCUCAAGAAGCAGAUUAGAAAAGAAGUCCAAGAAGAAUAUGAGGCAUUAGUCCGAGCUUUGUUUCAGACCUGUUUACACAUGAAAGAGAAGCUGGAUGAGAAUCAGCUUAAUUUGAUCCAGAAAGUGUGUGAGCUCAUCGGUGAAGUGAGAACAGAAGGGAUUGACAAUAUGAAGGACCUAAAGAAAAAAUGGGGCUCUGCCAGCCCUGAUGAAGGAAUGAAAGAAAACCCAGCCAAACAGGAACAGCUAUGGGCCUUGGAGCAGGACAACUGCAGCCUGGCCACCCUGGUGUGCAAAGUGAGGAGCCUGGGCCACUGGAGGCUGGCUGUGCAGCAGGCGCGCUUCCAGGCCCAGCUGAGCAGGACGGAGAAGGAAUCUAUUCAAAGUAAAAAAGAGUGUUUGCGCAUCAAGCUGAUGGCAGAGCGAGAAGUGGGUUUAUUUCGUCAGCAGAUCCUGGCUCUCAGGCAGGCCCUGGCCAGGGCUCAGGCCGACAGCGCGAGGAUGUGGAAGCAGCAGGACAGCCAGGCUCAACUGCUGAAGGAGUUAGAACAUAGAGUGACCCAGGAAGCUCUCACCCAGGAGCAGCUGCACUUCAUGAAAACAUCCAGGAUGGAGAAGCUCUUGGAAGAUGUGGGGCAGAAAGAACAGCAAUUGCAGCUCCUUAGUAAAGAGGCUGAGAGGGCUUCUGAGCUGGGCCAGCUGCAGCAGAAAAAAAUGAAGAGAGACCUCCACCAGAUGAGAAGCCGGCUUGCCCAGGAGCGCAGUGUGAAGCUGGAUGCUCUCCAGCGUGUGGAGGAGCUGCAGAGUCAGCUUCACGAUGCCCAGCAGUCAGCUGUCCCCACGGGCUCCUCAGGCGACCUUGUAUCCCAGGCUCAAUACUCCCCAACUUCUGCUUCCAUAUCAUCCAGAUACUCCCAGCAACGCUUUUUAAAGACUAAUCUCAAAGGCAGUAAAAUAACAAGAUGGAUUCCAAGGCCACAGACUGUACCUAUCAAACACAAAAAAAGGAUUGAUGAUGUUUUCCUACCCAAUAUGGCAGAAAAUGUUCAACUGACAGCUUUUCAGGUUCAAAUAGCUCCAUCCAGAUUCCCAUUUAGAGCUGACUGGUGAUCGUAUCUUCUUUUUCCAACCUUUAUUUCUACGAGUAUUUGAAUGAAUAAAAAUGACUCCAAAUGCCA
Molecule: messenger RNA, 4657 nt
Organism: Cercocebus atys (sooty mangabey)
Lineage: Eukaryota; Metazoa; Chordata; Mammalia; Primates; Cercopithecidae
Product: coiled-coil domain-containing protein 162
Exons: 20
Coding region: 1758-4589 (943 amino acids)
Source: RefSeq, a predicted model, not a curated record